GAGAGAUCCAAAAUUGCGCGGGAGGAGUCCUAUCACGUACAGAACCAGAAGCAAAGAACGGAGCGUCAACGACUUAGGCAACUUGGAGGCCAUGAUCCCAAGGUGCCUGUUGUCCAAGCUACUCCGAGUGAUGAUAGCAGUGGCCCGGCAAAGAGGAAACGUAACGACUCGCCACCGACAAAUGCAUCGAAGGCCUCGCGGCCGCGGACUGAUAAAGCAAACGCUCCUCCACCCGAGGCUCCCAAGGGUCCGCGACGCAGCAAAAUUGAUGCUAACAUUCCAUCUAAUACAGAGGGAUUGGUAAGACCAUCCCGGGAUGGCCCAGCGUAUGCCCCUCUUGACAAAGGCAAAGCCAUCAAUGGUCCUCAACCAGGUCCGGGGCCCGCCAACGCACCCCCACGUUCUGGACCACCAAGACCCGGGAAUGGCGCUCGACCUCCCCCGAUGCGGAAAAAGAAGGAAGCCGAUCCAUUCAUUAGACCAAAGCGGAGAUAGAUAAUGCGAUGCCCUAUGGCAGUUUGGCAUAUCCAUCCUCGCUAUACUUUUCUUUUCAUUUCUCUUCUCUUCUUUUCGUUUUCUUUGGAAGACCUAUCACACACUCCAUGGGUCUAAUGACCGACAGUAUGACAUGUUGGUCCUUUACUUGCAUGCAUAUGAGCGAGCAUGGCGGAUUCUUGAUGUCCUUUCCCCAUUUUGUUUCCUGUAUAUGCAUUCGGGCCGUCUUGCUUGGAUGUCGCGCUUUCAUCAUGUACACUUUUUUCUCCUCCCUAUGGUUUAAGGUUCGAACCGCUCGUGAGCAUAUGGAAUUCUGGAAUGUCUCGAAGAAGGCCAGAGUUUCAGUGGCGUUUUUGUUUCGACUUGGGGUUUGUUAAACUAUGUUCUCUAUACUGUCUUUUUAUUUUUCUUUCGGCAGAGGACAAGCGAUGGCAGGAAAGCUGGCAGAGUGUGCUUGUCCAAACAUACCCUUAGAUGUGAAUGGCCCCC
Messenger RNA from Aspergillus welwitschiae, 984 nucleotides. RefSeq lists its product as uncharacterized. Bases 504 to 872 code for a protein of 122 amino acids. NCBI's taxonomy places the organism in Eukaryota, Fungi, Ascomycota, Eurotiomycetes, Eurotiales, Aspergillaceae. The record is from RefSeq and is a predicted model, not a curated record. The transcript has 3 exons.